Parnassius apollo (apollo) is the source of this 2604-nucleotide messenger RNA. NCBI's taxonomy places the organism in Eukaryota, Metazoa, Arthropoda, Insecta, Lepidoptera, Papilionidae. The record is from the annotation of a GenBank genome assembly.
AUGACUCUUGGACGCAAAUAUCAGAAUUGUUCCGGGAAUGCUGGGGAUGCUCGUAAGGUCUAUGCUAGCCAGUCGAAGUCAGGUACUCUUUCGGGCUGUUCUUCUUCACUAUCUCUGUGCGAUAUGAUUGAACCACCGGAUUAUGAGGAGGUGUGCGAGCGGCUUAUGGGUGAACGCGACCCGCUCGCAUACCCUUCCAAUGACAUAGAGCUGCUCACCGUGCCACGUCGCAUUCGUACAGUGAAACAUGUGCUGCCUGAUGAAGACCUAACGAAAGCGCCGAUGUUCGUGCGCGACUGCAUCCGAUGUUACACAUCAGACUACACGGUAGUGGAGUACAAGUACCGAAUGUACUCGGGCUCCGCUGGCAGCCGCGAGCGUGUGGCUGAGAGGCUUGAGCGGCUGAUGAACGCCCCGCCACAGUACUACGAGAUCGACGCGGAGCCCUACGCACCACUUGACGACUUAGCGCUGCAGCAGUGUGAAUCGCAACCAUCCAGCGGAAGGCAGUCUGUUGCAUCAAUAGCGUCCUCACUUUCCUGCAACGAAACCCUAACGCCGAGAGGUUCUUGGGCGAGUUUAGAUCUUCAGAGCUCGUCAUCAGAUCCUCUAAUACCAGAUCUGUUUGAAAAGAAACCACCUGAACAGAUGGAUGCAGUGAAUGAGGCUAGAAGAUUGGAAAACCGUCAAGCUGAUCUUCUUGGUUUGUAUACUCCUUACCUUGAUGAAGAGGAGGCAGUUGAGAGACGUCUUGCAGCUGAAAUGCCCUGUGAGGUGAUGGGCCAUAGAGUUUUGGUUGUUUGUCAUCAGUUAAAAUUGGAGCUCGAUGUAGAACCUCUAUUUGCUUCGAUGGCGUUAUUCGACGCAAAAGAGAAAAAGAAACUAUCGGAAAACUUUUAUUUCAAUCUAAAUUCAGAAGCAACGCGUCAGAUGCUGUCAGCCCACGUGCCCCACGCAGAUGUAUCUACUUUGAGCCGAAGCGCUGUAUUCGAUAUUGUGAACCCUUCACCUGAUAUUUUCCUGGUUGUUAGAGUCGAGAAGGUUCUGCAGGGAGAUGUUAAUGAGUGCGUUGAACCAUACAUCAAGGAUGAUAAGAACCGCGAAAAAGUACGAUUAGGCGCCCAGGCUGCUUGCAACCGAUUGGGACGAUACCGUAUGCCGCUGUGUUGGAGCGCCGUGUCGCUGCUCAACGUGCUCAGCGGCUGCAACAGCCUCGAGCGCGACGCGGACAGGGACGGGACCGCAGUCACCGCACCGGCCAAUACCAGCACCAACAUCAACAAUAACACCAACAGCCUGGAUCGUAAAGCGUCAUCCAGUAGUCUGGAACAGCUCCGACGAAGGGCGGGUGAAGUUGGCGGUUCCCUAACUCGCAAAGGCUCCAUAGAACGGCGAGCAAUGCCCGUACAGCAAACGGACGAGUUGAUUGCACAAUUGGAUACUUUCAAGCCGAUCGUCAUAACUGUCACAAGCUUUUUCAAGCAGGAAACCGAUAAACUCCGCGAUGAAGAUCUUUACAAGUUUCUAGCAGAGAUUAAAAGACCGAGUUCAGCACCAAAGAAACUGAAAUGUAUUCCCGGUACUCUCAAGAUUGAAGUGUCACCCUGUCCCGAUGAAAUCAAAAAUGGACUCACUCCAGAAUUGGCUAAAUUAAAUCCUUAUGGAGACGAUAACGUGCGGCCGUGCAAGGAGAUCCUGGCGUUCCCGCUACAGGCCGCCGCGGUGCCACACCAGCAGUACCGCAACCUGCUGUACGUGUGCGUGCGCGACCUCAACCUGGCCGCCUACACCUCGCGCACCGGCUCCGCGCGCAACAUCACAGUAAGAAUACAACUGAUGUCGGGCGAGGAUCAGGCAUCGGCGUUGCCUGCUAUCUUCGGUCGCAGCUCGUGUCCAGAGUUUAGCACUGAAGCCUACACCACCGUGCUUUACCACAAUAAGAACCCGUCGCUUUACGACGAAAUAAAGCUGAAACUACCUGCCGACCUAGGUGAUCACCAUCAUCUUCUUUUCACAUUCCUUCAUGUGUCUUGUCAGAGGAAACCCGUUCCCCCAGACCAGGAGAAAAGUGUAGAAACACCUGUUGGUUAUUCUUGGCUUCCGCUGUGCCGCAACGGGAAGCUAACUUGCGGAGAGUUCAAUCUGCCUGUGAUGCAAGAGGAGCCGCCCCCCAACUACUCCUACAUAUUUCCCGACGUUCUGUUGCCGGGCACGCGGUGGAUAGACAACCAUAAGCCUAUCUUUAAUAUAUAUCUGGAUGCGCAUACGACGGUGCAUCCAUUGGACGGUUAUAUCGAGAGGUUCGCUAUGGCCUGCGAGGCUGUGCAGGAGGGGAACAUCCCACCAAGGAUUGGACUUGCUAAUAUGGAGGCUGAAUUACGAGCGAGCAUUUCCGAGCUGCCGACCGCAAACGUGGAAGUGUUGGCGCGAUACCUGCCGGUAGUGUGCGACAAGCUGCUGCAGCUGCUGGCGGCGCCGCCCGCGCUGCCCGCGCACCCGCAGCCGCUCAACAUCGCGCAGGACGUCUUCACCUGCCUUGCGCACAUCUUCACCGAGAUCACCGUACGUUCUUCCUGUACCUAUCAGAGCUGGCGACAGCUGUAG